Molecule: messenger RNA, 4818 nt
Organism: Cebus imitator (Panamanian white-faced capuchin)
Lineage: Eukaryota; Metazoa; Chordata; Mammalia; Primates; Cebidae
Gene: CAPRIN2
Product: caprin family member 2
Exons: 17
Coding region: 1983-4466 (827 amino acids)
Biological process (GO): positive regulation of canonical Wnt signaling pathway
Cellular component (GO): cytoplasm
Molecular function (GO): signaling receptor binding
Source: RefSeq, a predicted model, not a curated record
CUAGGGGCGAGCGGCGGAGUCGACGGAGUGUCUGGCGCCACUGAGGCCGCGGGCGAGAACCGGGAGGGGAGAGGGUGGAGACAGGAGGAGGAGACGCGAGUGCGGGGUGGCGCCGGUCCACCUCCGCAGCGCUCCUGCCUCCCGCCGUCUUCGGAAGGCGGGCCCAGGCUGCGGCAGCGGCGGCCUCGGCUGCCGGGGGAGGUGAAGUCGUGCUGCGGCGGCCUCGGUCGGCGCGGCGGAGGGAGGCUGCCGACCCGGCGAGGGUGGGCAGGUCUGGGUGGCCGGCGCCGCGGCAAGGUGGAGGGGCGGCUUGGCAUCCCCGGGGCGGGGCGAGGCUCCCGGGGUCCGCUGCCGGUGCUUUUUUCUCCAGUUCAGCCUCCGCAGGGGCCUUGCAGUAGCCGCCUCCGCGUCCCAGGGGCUGCUGUUGGAAGGGCGGGGGUCGGUGCCUGCGGGGCUCUGCGUGGCCGCUCGGGAGAGGUACUCUUUGCGCAGGCUCUCCCGGAGACUUGAGGCGGGGCGCGCAGGCAUGCAUGGGGCCUGUUCGUCCUUGUUUUGGGGAUGAUCCUAAGGGGAGAAAGAGGGAUACCUUGGGUGCUUGGAGUCUAGGGACGGUUACCUACGUGCGCAAGGGCUGCUGAUUAGGGCAGGGAAGGCUCGCUAGAAUGAGCUCUUAAACUAGUUGGGUGUAAGCGGUUAUGGGUUGGUCUAAACCAAACAACCGAGAAUCCACGGGGGGUGCCUGCAGGUUGAGAGAGUACCUGGCUGCAAAUGUCCGGUAGUGAUGGAUUGCCUUGUAGGCCCCAGAGCAAUCAGGGGAGUUAGCAUUCUUGUUCAAGAAGCUGCUGGUUCACUUAGCGCUGUAAGAAGGGUGUGAGUUUGGGAUUUUCUUUCAAACAUUCAGGGUUGAGGUUGGAGCUGGUGGUGAGGGAUCAUGUAAAGAGGUUUGAGUGGCUGCCUUAGGUCCUGGGGUGGAAAGCUUAUUUUGGUGUCACGUGUCUAUGGGAAUUAUUAAGAAUGUGGUGUACCCUCAUGAGAAGAGCUCUGAAGCCAUUGCUGUUCUUCCUCCCUGUGUGGAAAAUCGAAUUUCUGGAAACAUCCUCUGUGUUGGAGAUUUUGCAUAUGUAAAGGCUAUCCUUAUUGGCUAGUGGCACAAAUUAAAAGUAGGAUGGAAGUACAGUAGUAUCUGAAGCAUUAUUCGGUUUCGAGCUCACUUCUGUGGAAAAGAAUUUUAAGGCAGUGGUCUAGACUUUCCAGGGAAGUUACUGCUUGGCUGUGUCCCUCUAGUCCUAAUUUUAUACUUAACUUUCCCCACCUCCUUCAGCUUCAUCUGUUUCAAUGGUGCAACUCUCUUCAUCCCCUUUUGGUUACCAGUCACCUUCAGGCCACUCAGAGGAGGAAAGAGGGGAAUAUGAAGUCGGCCAAGCCCCAAGUGAACCACAGUCAGCAUGGGGAAAGCCAGCGGGCCUUGAGCCCCCUGCAGUCUACUCUGAGUUCUGCUGCAUCUCCUUCCCAAGCAUAUGAGACCUAUAUUGAAAAUGGACUCAUAUGCCUUAAACACAAAAUUAGAAACAUCGAGAAAAAGAAGCUCAAACUGGAAGAUUAUAAGGAUCGCCUGAAAAGUGGAGAGCAACUUAAUCCAGACCAGUUGGAAGCAGUAGAAAAAUACGAAGAAGUGCUACAUAAUUUGGAAUUUGCCAAGGAGCUUCAGAAAACCUUUUCUGGGUUGAGCCUAGAUCUACUAAAAGCGCAGAAGAAGGCCCAGAGAAGGGAGCACAUGUUAAAACUUGAGGCUGAGAAGAAAAAGCUUCGAACUAUACUUCAAGUUCAGUAUGUAUUACAGAACUUGACACAGGAACAUGUACAAAAAGACUUCAAAGGGGGUUUGAAUGGUGCAGUGUAUUUGCCUUCAAAAGAACUUGACUACCUCAUUAAGUUUUCAAAACUGACCUGCCCUGAAAGAAAUGAAAGUCUGAGACAAACACAUGAAAGAUCUACUGUCUAAAUUGCUGAACUCAGGCUAUUUUGAAAGUAUCCCAGUUCCUAAAAAUGCCAAGGAAAAAGAAGUACCACUGGAGGAAGAAAUGCUAACACAGUCAGAAAAAAAACCACAAUUAUCGAAGGCUGAAUCUGUCAAAGAGCCAGAGUCUCUAAUGGAAUUUGCACAGCCAGAGAUACAACCACAAGAGUUUCUUAACAGACGCUAUAUGACAGAAGUAGAUUAUUCAAACAAACAAGGCGAAGAGCAACCUUGGGAAGCAGAUUAUGCUAGAAAACCAAAUCUCCCCAAACGUUGGGAUAUGCUUACUGAACCAGAUAGUCAGGAAAAGAAACAGGAAUCCUUCAAGUCCUGGGAGUCUCCUGGUAAGCACCAGGAGGUAUCCAAGCCUGCAGUUUCCUUAGAACAGAGAAAACAAGAUACCCCAAAACUCAGGUCUAGUGUACCAGAAGAGCAGAAGAAGCAGGAGAUCUCCAAAUCUAAGCCAUCUCCUAGCCAGUGGAAGCAGGAAACUCCUAAAUCCAAAGCAGGAUAUGUUCAAGAGGAACAAAAGAAGCAGGAGACACCAAAGCCAUGGCCGGUUCAGCUGCAGAAAGAACUAGAUCCAAAGAAGCAAACUCCAAAGUCUUGGACACCUUCUGUGCAGAGUGAACAGAACACCACCAAGUCAUGGACCACUCCCAUGUGUGAAGAACAGGAUUCAAAACAGCCAGAGACUCCAAAAUCCUGGGAAAACAAUGUUGAGAGUCGAAAACACUCUUUAACAACACAGUCACAGAUUGCUCCGAAGUCCUGGGGAGUAGCUACAGCAAGCCUCAUACCAAAUGACCAGCUCCUGCCCAGGAAGUUUAACACAGAACCCAAAGAUGUGCCUAAGCCUAUGCAUCAGCCUGUAGGUUCUUCCUCUACCCUUCCGAAGGAUCCAGUAUUGAGGAAAGAAAAACUGCAGGAUCUGAUGACUCAGAUUCAAGGAACUUGUAACUUUAUGCAAGAGUCUGUUCUGGACUUUGACAAACCUUCAAGUGCAAUUCCAUCGUCACAGCCGCCUUCAGCUACUCCAGGUAGCCCCGUAGCAUCUAAAGAACAAAAUUUGUCCAGUCAAAGUGAUUUUCUUCAAGAGCCAUUACAGGCUACUUCUUCUCCGGUUACUUGUAACUCAAAUGCUUGCUUGGUUACUACUGAUCAGGCUUCUUCUGGAUCUGAAACAGAGUUUAUGACCUCAGAGACUCCUGAGGCAGCAAUUCCCCCAGGCAAGAAAGCGUCUUCACUAGCUUCUGCAAAUCCUUCCAUGGCAAAGGGCUCUGAACAGGGCUUCCAGUCACCUCCAGCAAGUAGUAGUUCAGUAACCAUUAACACAGCACCCUUCCAAGCCAUGCAGACAGUGUUCAAUGUUAAUGCACCUCUGCCUCCACGAAAAGAACAAGAAAUAAAAGAAUCCUCUUAUUCACCUGGCUACAAUCAAAGUUUUACUACAGCAAGUACACAGACGCCACCCCAGUGCCAACUGCCAGCUAUACAUGUAGAACAAACUGUCCUUUCUCAAGAGACUGCAGCAAAUUAUCAUCCCGAUGGAACUAUUCAAGUAAGCAAUGGUAGCCUUGCCUUUUACCCAGCACAGACGAAUGUAUUUCCCAGACCUACUCAGCCAUUUGUCAAUAGCCGGGGAUCUGUUAGAGGAUGUACUCGUGGUGGGAGAUUAAUAACCAAUUCCUAUCGGUCCCCUGGUGGUUAUAAAGGUUUUGAUACUUACAGAGGACUCCCUUCCAUUUCCAAUGGAAAUUAUAGCCAGCUGCAGUUCCAAGCUAGAGAGUAUUCUGGAUCACCUUAUUCCCAAAGGGAUAAUUUCCAGCAGUGCUAUAAGCGAGGAGGGACAUCUGGUGGUCCACGAGCAAAUUCAAGAGCAGGGUGGAGUGAUUCUUCUCAGGUGAGCAGCCCAGAAAGAGACAACGAAACCUUUAACAGUGGUGACUCUGGACAAGGAGACUCCCGUAGCAUGACCCCUGUGGAUGUGCCAGUGUCAAAUCCAGCAGCCACCAUACUGCCAGUACAUGUGUACCCCCUGCCUCAGCAGAUGCGAGUUGCCUUCUCAGCAGCCAGAACCUCUAAUCUGGCCCCUGGAACUUUAGACCAACCUAUUGUGUUUGAUCUUCUUCUGAACAACUUAGGAGAAACUUUUGAUCUUCAGCUUGGUAGAUUUAAUUGCCCGGUGAAUGGCACUUAUGUUUUCAUUUUUCAUAUGCUAAAGCUGGCAGUGAAUGUGCCACUGUAUGUCAACCUCAUGAAGAAUGAAGAGGUCUUGGUAUCAGCCUAUGCCAAUGAUGGUGCUCCAGACCAUGAAACUGCUAGCAAUCAUGCAAUUCUUCAGCUCUUCCAGGGAGACCAGAUAUGGUUACGUCUGCACAGGGGAGCAAUUUAUGGAAGUAGCUGGAAAUACUCUACGUUUUCAGGCUAUCUUCUUUAUCAAGAUUGAGAGUCAUUACAGUAUUGACAAUAAAAGGAUGGUGUUCUAAUUAGUGGGAUUGAAGGAAAAGUAGUUCUUGUUCUCAUGACCAAUUGGUUUAGGAAAAUGUUUUCAUUCCUAGAGGAAAGAGGAGGUCCUUACUUUUUUGUUUUCCUUCCUAAGGUGAAAAAUCAAGCUGAAUGACAAUUAGCACUAAUCUGGCACUUUAUAAAUUGUGAUGUAGCCUCGCUAGUCAAGCUGUGAAUGUAUAUUGUUUGCACUUAAUCCUUAACUGUAUUAACGUUCAGCUUACUAAAUUGACUGCCUCAAGUCCAGGCAAGUUACAAUGCCUUGUUGUGCCUCAAUAAAAAAGUUAAUGCGC